CUCAUUGCGUUGCUACUUAAAUGGAGAUUUUUAAAAUAUGUAUGCAUAGCAGAUAUUGAGAAGAUGUAUCGACAAAUCUUACUACAUCCCAAUGAUGCUCGGUCACAUAAGAUACUUUUUACAGAAUGGCCCGAAGAGGAGAUUGUGGACUACGAACUCCAAACUGUGACUUUUGGAGUUUAUUGUGCGUCAUACCAAGCGACAGGGACGUUAUAACAGCUGGCAGAGUACAUCAACCUAAAAUACCCUUAGCUUCCAGGGUUUUAAAGUAACAUAUGUAUGUUGAUGAUGUCCUCGCAGGUGCCAUUUGCCCACGAAAUGAACUGGUCGAGGCGCUCAAUGGUAGGUUUCAUUUCAACGUCCAGGAAAUGCACGUAAAACCAGGCUACACCAAGAGAGAGGUAUUAUCGUGUGUAGCAAAGCUUUUCGAUCCCACUGGUUGGUUAGGACCAAUCGUCAUCGAGGCAAAAAUCCUGAUGCAGGAUAUUUGGCUGACUAAGAUAGACUGGGAUGACAACAUACCUAGAAGCAUUUACGUGAGAUGGGAGAAUUUUCUAAAAAACUAUGUUCACAUUUCAAAAAGCCGAAUUCCAAGGUGGGUUAGGUAUACCCCAUGGAAUGAAAUUGAAUUUCAUGGAUUUUGUGAUGCCUCCGAGAAGGCGUAUGCUGCGGUAUUAUAUGUAAGAGUCCGGAAACGAAAUUUCAAGUAUCGUUCCAAACGUAAAUCUAUAGUGGUCUACAAAUGGACAGACUCCAGUAUUGUGCUCUAAUGGCUGCAGACACCCCCGUGCUUUUGGACUACCUUC
Molecule: messenger RNA, 806 nt
Organism: Ceratitis capitata (Mediterranean fruit fly)
Lineage: Eukaryota; Metazoa; Arthropoda; Insecta; Diptera; Tephritidae
Exons: 2
Coding region: 276-770 (164 amino acids)
Source: RefSeq, a predicted model, not a curated record